UUUUUUUUCAUCUUACUUUGUUGUGCUGUCUGUCCUGUUACUGUGUCUUUCACACAGACACAGUGAAACACAGGACAUACACUGAGUGAAGCUAAAGCUACAUACAAAUCCAACACCUAGAAAAACAAAAUCUAGUGUAUUCUUUAAGGUUCUUGCUUUUUCCUUUGCUGUUUUUCUCAUCACAAUGGGGAUUGUCUCUCAGGAUGCCCUUAACCAACUACAGGCUCUCAUAGAUCAAGUUGAAGAGCCACUUCAGAAAACAUUUCAGAAUGUUCAUCAAGGACAUGUAACUGAAACCUUGAUUCGGUUUCUGAAAGCAAGGGAAUGGAAUGCUUCAAAGGCGCAUAAAAUGUUGAUUGAUAGUUUGAACUGGAGGGUACAAAAUGAGAUUGACAAAAUAUUAUCGAAACCAAUAAUCCCUCAGGAUCUAUAUAGAGGUUUGCGCGAUUCUCAACUCAUAGGAUUGUCAGGGUACUCAAGAGAGGGCCUGCCUGUCUUUGCAAUCGGUGUUGGGCUUAGCACAUUCGACAAAGCAUCUGUCCAUUAUUAUGUUCAGUCUCACAUUCAAAUUAAUGAAUAUCGUGAUCGUGUAAUCUUGCCUUCUGCAUCGAAGAAGCAUGGUCGCCCUAUUACAACAUGUGUGAAGGUUUUGGAUAUGACUGGUCUGAAGCUGUCAGCCCUGAAUCAGAUUAAGUUAUUAACAAUAAUAUCGUCCAUUGAUGAUCUGAACUACCCUGAGAAGACAAAUACUUAUUACAUUGUAAAUGCCCCAUACAUAUUUUCAGGUUGUUGGAAGGUUGUGAAGCCACUUUUACAAGAGAGGACUAGGAAAAAAGUGCAAGUCUUACAAGGCUGUGGGCGAGAUGAGCUGCUGAAGAUCAUGGAUUACGCAUGUCUACCACAUUUUUGUAAAAAAGAAGGCUCUGGAUCAUCCAAACAUUCAGGUAGUGGGAGUGAAAAUUGCUAUUCCUUGGAUCACCCCUUCCAUCAAGAACUCUACAACUACAUCAAGGAACAAUCCAGAAUGAAUGAAGAUAGGAAACCAAUCAAGCACGGAUCUUUCCAUGUAGAAUUUCCUGAACCUUCUGCCGAUGAUGGAGAAAUUGCGAAGACUAUAGAGUCAGAGAUACACAAGUUUGAGAACAGUCAUGGGAAUGUGAUUGAUGGUUGAUACUAUUUAUGAGUUUAUUGUCAACGGUGUCUUCACCUUCUGGUCUUUUUGCCAAUCCUAUAAGUCUUGUUAAUUAUUUGAACCAACCAAUCCUUUGUAGUUGUACAAAGGUUACACCUUCGUAUUUAUCAGAUUCUGCAGUAGUUGUUAGUUUCAUAAAUUUAGGGAAUAGUCGGAAUAAUACCGAUAAGAGCUUUGCUUUGUGUCAUAAUGCUAGAUAGAAAUGUCAAAUAUAUUACUUUACUAUUAUUACUAUGUGGUUUCUUCUCUAA
Molecule: messenger RNA, 1443 nt
Organism: Medicago truncatula (barrel medic)
Lineage: Eukaryota; Viridiplantae; Streptophyta; Magnoliopsida; Fabales; Fabaceae
Product: SEC14-like protein 1
Exons: 11
Coding region: 185-1171 (328 amino acids)
Source: RefSeq, a predicted model, not a curated record